This is a messenger RNA of Drosophila innubila, 1298 nucleotides long. RefSeq names its product venom allergen 5. Lineage: Eukaryota; Metazoa; Arthropoda; Insecta; Diptera; Drosophilidae. The record is from RefSeq and is a predicted model, not a curated record. The transcript is spliced from 4 exons. Bases 1 to 1182 code for a protein of 393 amino acids.
AUGGUCUGUCAAGUGAAAAAGUCAAUAAUAUGUACUAUUCUCUACCUCAGUGGAGCAGUUUUGGCAUUGCAUAACAUAUUCAAGCCAACCCAGGAUUACUGCGAUGCUAGUUUGUGUCAUAGUCAAGAACAUGUGGCUUGCGGUGUUGAUGAGAGAAACUACGGUGUUAAAUGCGAAAUAGAUGCUAGUGUGAUUCCCAUGACAAAACAAUUACAGAAAUAUAUAUUAAAACAACUUAAUAUGAUUCGCUCUUGGCUGGCAGAUGGAUUUCAGGAUUUCCACGGCGUUCCAGCUGCCCGGAUGGCGUCGAUGCGUUGGAAUGAGGAGCUCGCGUAUCUUGCAAAGAUGAAUGUCCUUCAUUGCUUUCUGCACCGUGAUCUAUGUCGUAAUACUGCAAAGUACAAAAAUGUUGGACAGAAUGUGGGUUAUAGUUAUACGCUGAAGAUUUUGACGCAUGACCUAAAUAGGGAAAUCAUAUGGAUAAUGUACCAUUGGUUAUUUAGUCAACACGAGACGGAUUGGAAGGAUAUUCAAAAUUACACGUUCAAUCAUCGUAAACGGAACGAGCCCUUUUUGCAAUUGGCUCUGGAGAACUCCAAUCAAGUGGGCUGUGCAGUUCUGGUACAGUCCCAAUAUAGUUUUCGCGAAACCUUAUUAACCUGUAACUAUGCUUACUCACCAAUUGUGGGAAAACCCAUAUAUACUCCGACUUCUGGUAAACCUGGCGGAUCCUGUAAAAAGGGCAAUCAUAAAGAUUACCCAGAGCUUUGCCAUCCUGACGAGUACUACGAAGGUCAGGAGUCCCCUGAAGAUAUCUCCGCUGCUACUAUGGAAGAGAAAUAUGCCGAAAACCCGGUACCGGGUCCACCAAAGCACAUUUCUACCAACUCAACAGAGACUACUAAGAAUAACGAUGACGAUAACGAGAUAUAUCUGCACAAGUUUGACCGAUUUAUGGAAAUAAUUGAGAAGGCUAAAAAAGUUGCCAAGAACCGGAAAGUUGUAAUUAUUACCAGAGACCAUGAAGUUUCCGCUAAUGCUCAAAUCAAGCAAAAUGUGCAAGAGGAACUUUUAGCCCCACGCACAAAACACGUUAAGAACAUUAUGCGAACACCACAGAAGCCUCUACAUAAUCGGAAAUCCAUACGUGCCAGGAAACCAUUUGUAGUGUCUAGAUUUUAGAAUACAGAAGGUAGGUGAGUAGUCAGUAGUGUGACUAAAUGGCGUACAAUUUUUAAUGCAGUCUGUCAAGCAUGAAGAUUGAAUAUUGAAUAAAAAGACACUGAUUCAAAUUAUAA